Molecule: messenger RNA, 1212 nt
Organism: Hydractinia symbiolongicarpus
Lineage: Eukaryota; Metazoa; Cnidaria; Hydrozoa; Anthoathecata; Hydractiniidae
Product: SEC14-like protein 2
Exons: 1
Coding region: 78-1013 (311 amino acids)
Cellular component (GO): cytoplasm
Source: RefSeq, a predicted model, not a curated record
AUACAGUGUUUUUGUUAAAAAGAACAACAUAAUUGCUAAAUGGUUUGUUUGAACAGGUCAGAAUACAGUAACAAGAUAUGACAGACAACGCUGCUUUCAAAGUUUUACAAAAAUAUUACCCUGGUGGCUUUUUUGGAAACGAUAAAGAUGGAAGACCUGUUUUUAUCGAGCCGUUAGGUACAGUGGACUUCAUUGGAAUUUUGCAUUCUGCUAAGGUAGAGGACAUUGUCGAAUUUAAGCGAAGACACUGUGAAGAAGGCAAGCAACGCUGCUUCAAACAAGAAGAAAAACUUGGUAAAGCUCUUGUUACAUAUACAACGCUAUUGUUAGAUGCUGAAGGUGGAGGAAGAAAGCAUUUGUGGAAACCAGGCCUUAAUUCUUAUCAAGCUGUAAUUCGCAUGUACGAAGAGGAGUUUCCCAACUUACGCGAACGAAUUAUCGUGGUAAAUGCGCCCAUGAUUUUCCCAAUCAUCUUCGCACUUAUUAAACCUUUUUUAAGUCAAGCAACUAAGGACAAAGUCAAAGUUUUCGGAAGUGACUGGAAAGAGUCUCUUUUAAAAUACAUUGAUAAGGACAACCUCCCAGAAUAUUAUGGCGGCACUUGCAAAGACGAGAACGGCAGUCCGAAAUGCGAACAGUAUAUCUGCUACGGAGGAGAGGUGCCCAAAUCGUAUUACGUGACGGAAAAUGUUAAUUUUGAUUCUUUUGAGACGAUCACAGUAAAGGCUGGCUCCAAAGCAACAAUAGCGCACGAAGUUAAGAUAGCAAACAGUAAAAUUAAAUACCAAUUCAUCACGUCUGAUUAUAACAUAGAGUUCUCAGUCGACGUGGAAACAGAAGGCGGAGAAAAUAUCAACAUAUACCCCAAAACUAAAAAAGCAUCGCAUCUUAUAAUGGAGGAGGGUGAAAUAACUUGUAAACAAACAGGGAACUAUUUGUUUACGUUUGAUAAUUCUUACAGUUGGAUUAGAGGAAAAGAAGUCUUCUACAUGAUAAAAGUGGAGGAGAGCUGAAAUGGAGAAGAGCCGUUGAUAAGAGAUUUGCCGAAUGAUGGACAAAAAAUGGACAGCAAAAAAUGCAUUAAGAUUAAUUUUUAAUUCUAUAAAAAUAGACUAUUGUAGUAAAGUAUUAUGUUUAUGGUACUGUAAUUACCAUUGAAACAUUAAUUUUUGUUGAUUUGAAUAAAUUUUGCAAAGCCAUCAAAAAGCUUUA